UUCUCAUUUUCUCCACCUCCACGCUUGGGCGUAGUCACAGACGUCUGCGCAGACUCAGAGUGGGUGGCUCCUCCGGAGACUUCAUUUUGGGUGUGAGGCCCCAACCUCUGCCCUUCCCACCAUGCCCUGUGCCUAAACCCGGCUCCACAAUCCUCCAUGUGCUGCCGUCCUGUGACCUGCUGCCGCUGCUGUUGGCUUCAGCUUUAGUGCAGCUUAGCACAACUCCUGGUCCCCGUGUGUCCCAUGUGACAUGGCCUACAUCAGCUAUCAAGACUGGGCUGUAGGUGGCUUGUGCACCAGAGCUGGAAGCGAUGAAGACUUGGACCUGAGGGAACAAUUUAUCAUAGUAGUUCUGUUUUUUCUUGAGUGGCUUGUCUUUGUGGGAGUUAUAGGCUUCCUAACAUUCCAGAUAAUCUUGUACACCAUUUGGAAAAAUGAGGAGGAGGAGGAGCAGGAAGUGGAUGACAUCGCCAUGUUGCAGAAGCCUCCACCCAUCAAUGAAGAGCAGCAGCAAGAGGAGGAGGUAGAUGAAUAUGAAUUGAAUGAGUAUGCAGACGAUGAUGUAUUUGAGUUCAAGUUCAGUGAGAAUUUCUAUGAGGACUUGGACUUCAUGGAGAACAUGAAUGAAGAGGAUAGCAAGGAGGAGGAGGAUGACGACGCUGAUGACAGCGAUGAUUCAGGAACUUCAAGUGUCUGUUUAACUGCUAAUAGAUUCCUGAAGGAGGAAGUUAAGUAUAAGAUGUAUUAUUACUUUCAUGACCUUGACGUUCUGGAGUCACAAUCAGUGGUCACUGAUGAGCCAACUGCAUGUGAGUGUGACUCUUCAGAUGAAUCAUUUGAAGGAAUUGCCGAUGAGGAGCAUUGGGGAAAGGAAGAAAAUGGCGACUUGGAAGGAUGGUUUUACAAGAAUUGGGACUACCAGGACAGGAACUCUCCAGAAUGCUGCUUCCCUGAGGAACACAGCUGCAAAGCUUAGAAGGAAGAAAUGUGUGAAGAAAGAGGGAGAAAAGUUAUUAAUUUUCUGAAAAUUGACUUUGUUCUACAGUUCAUCACAGAAGGGCCAUCUGCUGACAGGUGACUUUCCACUAAUUUCAUGGAUGCUUUUGGCCAUGUUCAAAAUAAAAGUUUGUUUGUGCUGCA
Peromyscus eremicus (cactus mouse) is the source of this 1140-nucleotide messenger RNA. Its product is annotated as tumor rejection antigen P815A-like. The transcript is spliced from 3 exons. Lineage: Eukaryota; Metazoa; Chordata; Mammalia; Rodentia; Cricetidae. Bases 251 to 976 code for a protein of 241 amino acids. The record is from RefSeq and is a predicted model, not a curated record.